This is a messenger RNA of Fragaria vesca subsp. vesca, 1766 nucleotides long. Its product is annotated as auxin-responsive protein IAA8-like. Gene Ontology annotation, biological process: regulation of DNA-templated transcription. NCBI's taxonomy places the organism in Eukaryota, Viridiplantae, Streptophyta, Magnoliopsida, Rosales, Rosaceae. Gene Ontology annotation, cellular component: nucleus. Bases 327 to 1397 code for a protein of 356 amino acids. Gene Ontology annotation, molecular function: protein binding. The transcript is spliced from 8 exons. The record is from RefSeq and is a predicted model, not a curated record.
ACACUUGGUUUUGAUAAAGUGUUAUUCUAUUGCAUAGAGGUUCACAUCGGACUGCAAACUAGCUUCUCUCACUUGUGUUGCUUUGUGCCGAAUGGAGGGUCCUUAGCUCCCUUUUCUCUCACCACCUUCUUGUCAGCUCUAACUAAACACCCUCUUCAAUUCAAGUUCUGGGCUUUCUGAUCUGCAUCGUCUUUCAGAGACCCUGGUUUUGGUUUUUACUCAACGUUUUCAUCUUUCUUUGUCUUGCUGUGGUUUGGCUUUGAAGGGAAGGAAGUGCAGCUUGUAGCAAAUCAAAUUGGAGGAAUUUUUUUUUUGUCUGAAUACUGAUGUCACAACCACAGGUCGGUGCUGGGGAGGAGGAAGGUAGCAGUGAUGUUACAGCAUUGUCUUCCUCACUUUCUAUGGAUAGUGUAUGUCCUAACAGCUCAGAUUUGAAGGAGCGAAAUUACAUGGGAUUAUCUGAUUGCUCUUCGGUAGACAGUUCAAAAGGCUCCGAUGUAGAUGGAAGUAAAAGUAGACUUAACCUGAUGGCUACGGAACUUAGGCUUGGGCUUCCUGGGUCCCAGUCUCCUGAGAGAAACUCGGAACUGAGGCUAAUCUCCACUCAACCUGAUGAGAAGCCCCUUUUCCCAUUACAUCCUGUAAAGGAUUCAUUGCAGAAAACAAUUGUUUCAGGCAACAAGAGAGGGUUCUCUGAUGCUAUGGAUGAGUUCUCAGAGGGCAAAUAUGCUAAUACAGAUGUAAACUUGUUGAUGUCACCCAGGCCUUCUCCAAACUUGGGAUUGAAAAGUGGUUCUGUACCUGAGAACCAUGGCACUCAGGAACCCAAAAUGAAGGAGAUAGUAUCACAAAAGAUAAUACAAGAGUGCCCUCAAACUGCCACAGAAACCGGGCCAAAUCAUACUAUUACUACCAGUGUACCUGCAAACAAGGCGCAGGUUGUGGGUUGGCCACCUAUAAGAUCAUUUAGGAAGAACUCAUUGGCCUCUUUGUCAAAGAACGCGGAUGAAGUAGAUGGAAAACCAGGGCCUGGUGUUCUAUAUGUCAAAGUCAGCAUGGAUGGUGCUCCUUAUUUGAGGAAAGUAGAUUUGAAACAUUACUCAGCAUACCAGGAACUUUCUUCUGCUCUUGAGAAAAUGUUUAGCUGUUUUACUAUAGGUCAAUACGUAUCUCAUGGAGCUCGGGGCAGAGAGAUUAGUGAAAGCAAGCUGAAGGACCUCCUUCAUGGAUCGGAAUAUGUCCUGACCUACGAGGAUAAAGAUGGUGACUGGAUGCUUGUGGGUGAUGUCCCUUGGGAGAUGUUUAUCAAUACCUGCAAAAGGAUGAGGAUAAUGAAAAGCUCAGAUGCCAUUGGCCUUGCUCCAAGAGCCAUGGAGAAGUGCAGGAACAGGAACUAGCCAGUAAUAUGCACUGUGAUCUUCCAUCCAGCUGUCUAUAAAAUUGGAAUGAAGGCAUGGCCUAAGACCAACAGAUGCAAUUUGGAGUGGAUGGGACAUCACCGGUGUGUGCUUCUACUAUGUUAUUACUACAUCUGUGAUUUCUGUUUGCCAUAUCAAGUUUCUGUUAACUACCUUUCUAACUCGUCAACACUAUUAAUACUACUGAAACACUUAAAAACUCUGUAUCCUGAAGUACCUAUUUACUUGUUCUAUGGGGGCAGGUUCCUGUAUCCGUACAGGAUCCUAAGACCUGAUGUUUGUAAAGUGCUAUUGUUUGUGAAACUUGUUAUUUAUGUGUGCAAGUUAUCCAUGUUAAAUUGUUAAUCC